Molecule: messenger RNA, 1370 nt
Organism: Owenia fusiformis
Lineage: Eukaryota; Metazoa; Annelida; Polychaeta; Sabellida; Oweniidae
Source: the annotation of a GenBank genome assembly
UCGGCUUUAUAUCAGAAUGAAAAUGAAAUGUAUUAAUGAAUUUGACCUGGGGUUCGCUUUCUUUAGUUACCUUGUUGUGAUGUAGACUGGGCCAGUGAGAGUAGGUCAUUACUUUAUACUUCUUAGCUUAUACAUACAUUAUAUGCGUUUUAUAUACGUUAUACGUUAUAUUAUACGUAUAUUUACGUUAUUGUAUGUGUAUGGAAGAGUCUAGUAUGGCAAUUGCAAAGCAGGACUAAAUACUUACAGUAUACAUCACCAUCUGUUAAAACUAAGAAGGACAUCCAUCAUUCCUUAUAUAAACCACAAAAAUGCCAGGAGAAAGAGAAUCCGUCACGCUGUCACGACGAAGCUCUAGAAGUAGUUCUGGAUUGGUCUAUUCUGGAUCUAAAUCAACCAAUCACGUACCAGGCACUGUAGGAUACGCAGCAGAGCGCGAAAAGGCAAAAUCAUUAUCUGGCAUCACUAUCCAAGACCUAAGAAAUAAACGAUUGUAUUUUCGAGCAAGAUACCCCAGUCAGUUUCACGAGUCCUACGUGUCAGGGUACCGAGUCCGAGGCUCAGGAGAACACCUUCCCGAUGUGCCCAUCUGCUACAAAACACCUUCAAAAUACGUGUUGCAGCCUAGGAAACUGGACUGUGCGCACCAGAAGAUGCACGCAGUGCCUAUUUUCACCCGUAGACAGCGAGGUCAAAAUAUUGAUGUUCGAGAUCUAAGGAUGCCGGAGUUUUAUGGUCCGUUUUGUAAAACAAAGGGGAGAAAUGCUGGAAAGUUUUUUAAGAAAACUGCCCAGGCUGAUAGCUCGCAUGAGCAAUGGCAAAAUGUAAGAAGCACAUGCAGUCACCAAUCAGUUCUUGACGAAACCAACCUAACUCAACCUCUAUCCCAAGGGUAUACAGAAACUGUUGACUGGAGUAACAACAAUCAAGCGAACGAAACCCUUGAAUAUGAUGGGGGUCACGAAACCGAGGACCAUAGGGAUUUAUAUUUAGACUCGGUUGGAAGCGAAAUAUCGGACACAGAUAAAGAUCCAAUAGAUUUAGAUCUGCAAUAUAUGUAAGAAAGAAUAAAAAGUGAAUCCGAUUCAAUACUAGUGAACGUUAUUAUCAGGGUACCUGCAGUAUAGUUAGCCAUGGGGAAAGGGGGGGGGGGGCGUUAACGUAGGACACAAUUUGACCCAGGGUUUGAAUAUCCCAUUAGAAAUGACUCUGGAAUAAAGGAGAAAAUAAAAUAAUUGAAUUUUGUCUCUCUGUUACUCAGUUGAUUAUAUAGUACUUUCAUAAUCAGGGGGCAAUUUUGAUAUCUUUAAGGUAAACAUGGUCAAACUGAAACAAAGGCCAAAAUACAAAUGUAUGUACCGAUUUCAUCC